AUGGAAGAGUUUUUUCCUUGUUCUCGUAGUGUUCGUCAAGGAGAUCAUUUGUCACCUAUUCUCUUUUGUCUUGCGGAAGAGGUUUUAAGUAGAGGUCUCACUAAGCUGGCUGAGGAUGAACUUGUUGAUUUACUGUCAGCUCCUCUUGGUAUUACUCCACCAUCGCAUGUUAUAUUUGCAGAUGACAUUAUGGCUUUUAUGCGGGAUACCAAGAGAUCUUUGAAGAAUCUAAUGAAGUUUAUGGAGGAAUAUGGCUUGAAUUCAGGGCAAAGAGUCAAUAAAUCUAAAUCGCUUGUGUUCCUUGGGAAAUAUGCUCACCGUAGACGUUUUGUUAUCGGGAAAAUUUUGGGUGUCAAGCAGGGGUCUCUUCCAUUCACAUACCUUGGGGCCAUUGCAGAUAGAGUGAGAUGCAAGGAGUCCUCUUGGAAAGGUUCUCUUUUGUCGCAAGCGGAUCAAGAAUUUUUUUGGACUGGAGACCCUUUAAAAAUAGGCAUGCCUCUUGUUGCUUGGCGUCACUGUUGUAAACCCAAAGAGGAAGGAGGCUUGGGGUUACGUAAUCUAUUUGAGGCUAAUCGUGCUCUUCUAAUAAAGAGAUGUUGGGAGAUGCUUAGAGCUCGUUUUUUGAAAGAUGAUUUCCAACCUAUAAAGUCUUACAAGAGAUCUUCGGUCUGGUUGGGUCUCAAAAAAGUUUGGACAAUGUUUUUAAAUUCUUUGUAUUGGAGUGUUAGUGAUGGUAGGAGGAUAUCUUUUUGGCAAGAUAAUUGGUUGGGUGAGUCUCUUGCUACUAGUGUUGGAGUAAGUGGCUCUAUUCCACUUCAUGCUAAGGAGGACUAUGACGAAAUGUCGAUAGCUUAUAGGCCUUUGCAUGCAGAUCUCACAUAUGACAUGAAGUACGGUAUCAGAUCAGUGCAGGGUGGUGGUAGGUCUUCAGCUAGAGAAACAAUAGGAAGAGUUGCUGCAGGAGCAGUUGCCAAGAAAAUCCUGAAGGACUUCUCAGGUACUGAGGUAUUUGCUUAUGUUUUACAAGUUCACAAGGUUGUACGCCCAGAGGACUCAGUUAAUCAUUACACUUUGACACUUGAUCAGAUAGAGAGUAAUAUAGUUAGGUGUCCAGAUCCUAAAUAUGCAGAGAAGAUGAUUGUUGCCAUUGACGCUGUUAGAGUGAGAGGAGAAUCAAUUGGUGGUGUUGUCACAUGCAUAGUUAAAAAAUGCACACAGGGUCUUGGUUCGCCUGUGUUUGACAAACUUGAAGCUAAGCUGGCUAAAGCUUGCAUGUCAUUACCUGCAACAAAUGGAUUUGAAUUUGGAAGCGGGUUUGCAGGUACCUUUUUAACUAGGAGUGAGCAUAAUGAUGAGUUCUAUGUGGAAGAACAAGGACGAGUGAGGACAAGAACAAACCGCUAUGGUGGGAUACAAGGAGGAAUAUCUAAUGGGGAAAUCAUAAACAUGAGAAUAGCUUUCAAGCCAACUACUACAAUUUCAAGGAAGCAAAAUACAGUGACUAGAGAUAAGGAGACUGAACUAAUAGCCCGUGGUCGCCAUGAUCCUUGUGUUGUCCCACGAGCGGUUCCAAUGGUUGAGGCGGGAGUAGCGCUAGUGCUCAUGGAUCAGUUAAUGGCUCAAUAUGCCCAGUGUCAUCUCUUUCUACACAAUCCAGAUGUACAAGAACCUCUCUCUUAA
Molecule: messenger RNA, 1680 nt
Organism: Argentina anserina (silverweed cinquefoil)
Lineage: Eukaryota; Viridiplantae; Streptophyta; Magnoliopsida; Rosales; Rosaceae
Product: chorismate synthase, chloroplastic-like
Exons: 4
Coding region: 1-1680 (559 amino acids)
Biological process (GO): aromatic amino acid biosynthetic process; chorismate biosynthetic process
Cellular component (GO): cytosol
Molecular function (GO): FMN binding; chorismate synthase activity
Source: RefSeq, a predicted model, not a curated record